Myotis brandtii (Brandt's bat) is the source of this 1723-nucleotide messenger RNA. Its product is annotated as E3 ISG15--protein ligase HERC5-like. The record is from RefSeq and is a predicted model, not a curated record. The transcript is spliced from 10 exons. Bases 48 to 1118 code for a protein of 356 amino acids. Lineage: Eukaryota; Metazoa; Chordata; Mammalia; Chiroptera; Vespertilionidae.
GACAACUGGGAAACGGUGGAACACAGAAUCAGCUGAUACCACUUCCCAUGAAAUUGUCAUCAAAUGAAGAACUCAAGUUUGAAAGCCAUACCUCAGAAAAUGAGUUAAUAAUAAUUGCUGGAGGAAAUCAAAGCAUUUUGCUCUGGAUGAAAAAAGAGAAUUCAUACAUUAAUCUGAAAAGGAAAAUUCCUACAUUGAAUGAAGGGACUGUGAAGAGAUGGAUCGCUGAUGUGGGGACUAAGCAGUGGCAAAAUACAAAAAGGGAAAUCAGAGAGAUAUUUUCAUCUCCUGCAUGUCUGACUGGAAGUUUUGUAAGGGAAAGAAUAGCUGCAGACACCAUGUUUACUCAUUUGGACUUAACUAAAGCAAGAAACACCUUUAAGGAGUUAACCCAGAAAGACUGGAUUACUAAAAUGAUAACUACAUGUCUCAGGGACCAUCUGCUCGGAGCUCUUCCAUGCCGUUCUCCACACCAAGAAGCGUUGUCAGUUUUCCUUCUGCUCCCACAAUGUCCUGUGAUGCACGAUCCUAGGAACUCGGAAAGUCUGGUGGUUCCCUUUGCACAGGCUGUUUGUAAAAUGAGUGACCGAUCUUUACGAGUCCUGAAGCAGUGUUGGGCAUCUUUGCAAGAGUCUUCUCUCAACACACUGGUCCAGAUGCUUAAAUCAGCCAUCAUUGCUCAAAUGAUUUAUUCGGUUGAAACACCUCAGAAUAACUGCAAUCUGAAACCUCUUCUAGAAAUGAUGAAAGAAGUGUAUAAGGUAAACAAAGCUACUUGUCAACUACCAGAGAAUACUUUCAUCAUAAAUGAACUCUCCACUAAGUUGAACUUUAUUGAAGAAAGAAAAAUAAUGUUCCAGAGAGAUAACUACCUGAUAACUGCAGGGAACUUCAGUCCCAUUAUUUUCAGUGAAUUUCCAUUUAUCUUUAAUUUGCUAUCCAAAAUAAAAUUAUGGCAAGCUGAUUCCGUUACGAAAAUACUGGGGUCACAAAUUACACAUAUGUUUUCACCCACAUUUUUACUUCAAGUCAGACGAAGUCACCUAGUUGAUGAUGCUCUGCGUCAAUUAAACCAAGCUGCAGUCACUGACCUUCGGAAAGAAUUGGUGGUACGGUAAAAAGUCUCAUUGGACAUUUUACUAAUGUGGGAGAGAAGCAGUUAUUUAAUGUAGCAAAAGAAGAGCCUGCAUUUGCAAUUAUAGUUAUCAGCCUUAUGAUUUCCAGAAUUCCUUGCUUACCCUUCAGAGAAAAGCAAUGGGACAUUUAGUUGAACAUUGGGAUUAUAAAUUAACUAGUUACCUAUGGCUAUAAUGAACCAUCCCAAAGCUUAAUGACUUAAAAUUACAAUACUUUAUCUGCAGUUCAGUAGAAGAUCUCCUGAUUUAGGGUGAACUUAUCUGGGUGGCUUUGCAGAUUCUGUAUGCACCUGCUGACACGUUUGGGAGUUGGCUAGGGAUGGACUGAUCUAGGCUAGGCCUGUCUGAGGAAGUUUGGCUCUGCUUCCUGUUUUUCAUCUUCUUCCUGGGGCCAGCAAGAUGUUCUUCUCACAACAGUGCCAGAGGUACAAAAUAACAAGCCCAGUCACACAACAAACAUUGCUUUAGUCAAAGCAAGUCCCAUGGCUGAACCCACAUCGAGAGCUGGUGAAAUAUACUCAGCCUCUUUAAAGGGCGGAACUGCAAAGUCACAUGCAAAAGACUUGGGUCAAGGAGGGGCAAAGAAU